Messenger RNA from Carassius auratus (goldfish), 3303 nucleotides. RefSeq lists its product as uncharacterized. NCBI's taxonomy places the organism in Eukaryota, Metazoa, Chordata, Actinopteri, Cypriniformes, Cyprinidae. The transcript has 6 exons. The record is from RefSeq and is a predicted model, not a curated record. The coding region runs from base 1322 to 2026 and encodes 234 amino acids.
UGUGUGUGUGUGUGCGUGUGUGUGGUUGCUGCCUGCCGCCAUAGGAACUUCAUACAGUCUUUCAGAUGUUGGAAAAAUAAACUUGGAGUUUCCCUUUUCGUUGGAUUAAUUAAGCAUUAAUAGCUUAAAACCCCUCUUUGCUGGACUUUAGUGGGUAGCUAUUGUCGCUGUCAGUCGGGUGGGUGUGGUUCAGUAUUACAAUUCAUCGAAAUCAUAUUUCUUCGGAAUCUACAACAAUAUGACGAGCACUUUACACGUAUUUCUGUUUUUAUUUCUAAUGUGCGGUGUGUAUGUUGCUGAUGAAGUAAAGUCAGUAUUGGCGAUGGAGGGAGAUUCUGUCACUUUAAACCCUGAUCUUAAUCAAACACAGGGAUUUACAAUGAUACAGUGGUGGUUUGGAGAUAUCAGCCCAGUCAUUGCUGAAAUCAAUGCAAAUGCGACCUCAUAUCCCAACGAUGAGAUAUUCAGAGACAGACUGCAGCUGAACCAGACUGGAUCUCUCUCCAUCAAGAAAACAAGAACCACAGACUCAGGACUUUAUAAACUAGAGGUACACUGAAACAGUGGAGCCUCAUAUAUGACAUUCAGUCUUACUGUCUAUGCUGCGGGUCUGUCUCCAGGUGCUAAAGCAGGAAUAGCAGUUGUUGUUCUGCUGGUGUUUGCAGCUGCAGCUAUUGAUAUGAUGUGCUAUCGCUGCUUUUUCUCUGAUGAAGAAGUUAAGUACAGUUUCAGUUAUGGAAGGAGAAACUGUCAUGCUAAAGCCUGAUAUCAAAGUUAAGAGAGGCGAUGAGAUCCUGUGGAAGUUUGGACCUCAGAGGGUUUCUAUCGCUGAAAUCAGAGAAGGGCCAGAGAGAUAUCUGAGUUUGCCGAUGGGAUGUUCAAAGACCGACUGACGCUGGAUCAGACUGGAUCUCUGACCAUCACAAACACCAGAACCACAGACUCUGGAUCUUAUGAACUACAGAUGAAAUGUAGCGGCGGAGUUUCAGAAGAGAUAUUCGGUGUUAACGUCUGCGGUUAUGGCCAGUUCUAGUCUUCAUCCAUAGUCUUUCUUCUACAGUUAACUCAGGUCAAGCUUCUUAACUCUUUAAUUCCAGUCUUUGGAAAUGUAAGAUUAAAGAUUCAAAAUUUCCCUUUGAAAUACAUUAAACAUAAAUGUGUGUUAACAUGAGUCGGGACAAAGGAGAGACACUUGAAGCAGUGUAAAGAAUCUCUCUGUCUGUUUUCAGCUUUACUUAUUUUCUAUCUAUGAAGCUUAAAGUUUAACACCUUUCUCGUUCUCUGUGCUACUGUCACAGUUGAAGAGGAGACUAAAUUUGUGAUGGAGGGAAGGUAUAUUACUCUCAGCCGUUUUACUAAAGGAAUACAGAAAAAUGAGCUUAUCGUGUGGCUGUUUGGAGAUCAAGAGACUCUCAUUGCUCAGAUGACGGGAGGAUCCAGAAAGACCUUUGAUGGUCCUGAUAGGAGAUUCAGAGGCAGGCUGAAGCUGGACAGAAGGACUGGAGAUCUGACCAUCAGGCGCAUGAAAUAUGAACAUAGUGGACAUUAUAAACUACAGAUCAGCUGCAGCAGCCAAGGAACCUAUUACAAGACAUUCAAAGUUGUUACAAAUGGUAUGUUUGGUCCCAAGACUGUGUCAGUGAUGGAGGGUGAAUAUUUACGUCUUUACUCUGAAAUUCUCAUAGAAAGAGGUGAGCAGGUGCAGUGGAGCUGUGAAGGUAAACCUCUUGCAACUGGGAUGAAUGGAGACUUUAAAAAGACUUCAUACGGUGAUGAUGAGAGAUUCAGAGACCGACUGGAGCUGGUCCAUCUAACAGGAGAUCUCAUCUUCAGAAACGUUAGAACUAGUGACACUGGAGUCUAUCAACUACAGAUCAGCAGCAUCAAGAAAAGAAACAUAAAUAGGGAAUACACUCUUACAGUCCUUGGAAACAGAGUGAAUGAAUCAGAGACUGCAGAGAUGCCUUUGCUGAGUAAAGAGGAUGUGGAUGGAGUGAAUGAGCAGCUCAUGAUGAGUGUAGUUUGAUGAGAUAAGACACGCCCACCAGGGUGAAUCACUCUGACAUCAUCAACAUUUGAACUCAUCUCAGAACACAGUUCCGCUGUUCUGUCAUCAUUUAUCAUUUUAUCACGUCGCCCCAAACCUGCACGACUCUUUGUUCGUUGUAUAACUUGUCUUCUUUUGAGUUAUGCAUGUUUGUAAUAUUGUGAGAGAACAGAACUUUUAAUUAUUCAUUCUGUAUAAAAGAGACAGGAAUGAAAAAAUAAUUUCAGAAACUUAUUUGACCGUCAGUGCCAGAUUUCAGUGUUACUCAACUUCAGUCUAUGUGACUCUCAUUGUAGUAAUUAACCGUCUACUUUAUAUUCGUUCAGUAUUUUGACUUUUCAUUUCAUUUAAAUGGUAAACUUUCUUCUUUUUUUCUGCUAUAUUAAAUAAUUAUACUUAAAAAUAAGAAGUUUCCCGGUCACAGUCCCAGCUAGUGACAGGGCCUUUCUGUGUCCCCAUUUUUCAAAAUGCUUAUAAAUCAUACAGAAUGAGUUUUUUUGAGAAAGUAAAAAUGCACAAAGUUUCCUGUGAGGGUUAGGGUUAGGGGUAGGGCCAUACAUACAUUUUGUACAGUGUAAAAAACAUUAUGACUAUGGGAUGAAUCCACUUUUCACAAAAACAAACGUGUGUGCGUGUGUGUGUGUGUGUGUGUGUGUGUGUGUGUGAGUGUGUGUGUUAGCUGUGAUGUGCUGGCUAUCCAUCCAGGAAGUUUCUCUCACAUGUGGACCAAGGCGCUGGGAUUGAGGACAAGCCGUUUGGAAAAUGAAUGGAUUGAUGUUUUAAAGUGAUUUUGUUUAUAUCCAUACUGAAGUACUUGACUGAUGAACAUGCCUUAUUGCACUUAUACCAACAUUUUUUUAGGACACUACAUUUUGUUGAGCCACGGAUUAUUCAUUUCUGUUUGCAUUAUUCUCAUUUGUUAGUCAUUUAAAUAAAUGUUGACAUAAAGAUAACUGAUCUGUAAGUGUCUACAUGAUUUGUCUACGUAUUAAAUACUGUCUUCUAGUGGACAAACACUGAUUCUUUUAUUGACUGAUGACAUUGUAAAAUAUGUUGUUGUUUUUCCAUGUUCACUCACUAGUUGGCGCUCCAGCAGAGUCUUUGGGAGGGACAAGUUUAACAAAGAUUCUGACACAUAGAUUGAAAGAGAACAUGUAGAUGGGUCACUGAAAUGACAGACAGUAUGGUGUAUACAACUCAAGCCUCUUACAGCUCAUUACAAUUGUAUUAAGGCUAUGUAGGCUACAGUAUGCUUC